CUAAUAUUUCAUAUUUGAAAGAAAUUAAUAGAUAUUGGAAAAUAUGCAGUAUUCAGAGAAAAAAAAAAUGAUAAAUGCAUUGAAUAUAGUCUAAAAUAAAUAAUUAAUGAUAAUAAAUAUAUGGAAUGUAACGUCAUAGAUGUCUGAACAUAACCUCCGCAAUGAUGUCCGAAGUUGAUGUUUUUGUUAGUAAUUAUACUCUCGUUGAUCCUGAAAUUUAUCAACUAUGGGUUGAUGGGCACUCUUGUAAGUCUUUUAUUUAUUAUAUUUGUAUUAUACGUACCGAUGUUUUCAAAUACUUUACCAAUAUUUCUUUAACAGCCAGUGAUGCAGUUAAUAUUUUACAACAGCGUGGAAUUUGUAUGCAAACUAAUGCUCCUCUAGAUUUAGUUGCUUCCGAUGUUCUUGAUCAUUAUCGUACAUAUGCUUUGUUGGAAAAAUUACUUCAUACUCCUACAAAACUUGCUACCGAACAACUGGCAUUUCAAAUAGAACCUCAAACUAGUCAAAUGCUUAUUGAAAUGUACUAUGAAUUUGAUGAUAUUGUUGUUCGAGAACUACUAGGAAAAAAGUUAACAUCAAAAAGUAGAAAAGACAUGGAUGAAGUAUCUGAAAAGACUGGAGUUACUUUAAAAAGCUGUCGUAGACAGUAUGAUAAUGUCAAAAGAGUUUUCAAAGUCGUUGAAGAUUUACCUGGCUCUCUAGUUACUAAUAUCAGACAACAUUUUCUACUUUCUGAAGAUCUUGCUAAGUACAUAGAGAUUAAUUUUAUUUUUAACAAUAUUAUUUUUAACAGGAUUUUAUAUGUAUAUAAUUUUAUAUAUAUAUAUAUAUAUUUAAAAAUGUACAGACGUUAUGCAGCAGUAGUAUUCAUAGCUUGUCUCAGAUUUGAAAUGAGCAAAAGGAAAUUGCAAUUUUUAACGUUUCCUGAUUUGUAUCAUUGUGCAAAUAGUAUGAUGGUAGCAUGGACUUAUCGAUGUGUUGGAUCAGAAUAUUUUGAUACAGAUCUUGACAGAGAAUUCUUGGUAGAACUUGCAGAAUGUAGAGUACUAUUAGAAAAUGAUAAACAUCACAAACACUUGGUGUGUAUCAAACUUAAACCCAUGUUACUCGAACGUUCAUAUCAAGAGGUUGAUACAAAUUUCCGUUCUUACUCAAGAGCUAUCUUAGGAAUAGGCUGUAAUCUGCAUAGAUCUAGAGAAUUAAGAUUUUUCUUUUUAGAAUUAGUUGAAAGGUGCAUAGAACCAUGGAAGCAAGUUAAUUGGUCACAUACUGAUCUUAGAAAUUUUUUAUCUGUGUAUACGCAGUGUGCAUUGGAUAUGGAUGUGUUAAGAGAAAUUGAAAUUAGAGAUGCAUUUGAACGCUACAUGACAGUCGUAACAUGUUGCUUAUUACGUAUGUAUCACACAUGACUAACAACCAACACUGAAAUAACAAACAAAGUAAAUGUGAUAAAUAUUUAAACAUGUAAAAAAUACAGAAGCGAAAGACAAAUUAGUGAUAUGUAUAUAACAAUUUAUUACUUCUUUGUAAUAAAUAAGCAAAUGCAGCAUGUUGAUGUGGUUUUAUAUCAAUGGUUUACAAGAGUUUGGUAUAUUUAUGUGUUAUAGCCAAACUCAUUAAGCAAAGGCAAUUUGCAAUUUCAAAUAUGGCAGUAUAUUCGUAUUUCUCAUAUUUACAAACAUAUUAUAUAAUAAAGAUUUUCAGAUAAUACUUCCACAUGUAAAAAAGAGAUAAAAAGAAACUGCAAAGCAUAAUUUAAAUAUAAUAGCACAAUUUAACAUUGAAGAA
Molecule: messenger RNA, 1791 nt
Organism: Vespula pensylvanica (western yellowjacket)
Lineage: Eukaryota; Metazoa; Arthropoda; Insecta; Hymenoptera; Vespidae
Gene: Fibp
Product: acidic fibroblast growth factor intracellular-binding protein
Exons: 4
Coding region: 162-1412 (416 amino acids)
Cellular component (GO): nucleus
Source: RefSeq, a predicted model, not a curated record